Messenger RNA from Acanthamoeba castellanii str. Neff, 1944 nucleotides. Its product is annotated as ubiquitin domain containing protein. Gene Ontology annotation, cellular component: VCP-NPL4-UFD1 AAA ATPase complex. The record is from RefSeq and is a predicted model, not a curated record. Bases 1 to 1944 code for a protein of 647 amino acids. The transcript has 14 exons. Gene Ontology annotation, molecular function: polyubiquitin modification-dependent protein binding. NCBI's taxonomy places the organism in Eukaryota, Discosea, Longamoebia, Acanthamoebidae.
AUGGACAUACCCACUGGCGUGCACGCUUCUGCCGCGGCCACCAUCCAGCUGGAGGUGCGCUGGCACGGCCAGCCCUACUCUGUGGAGGUGCCCGCGACGGCCACGGUGUCGGAGGUCAAGCAACGGCUGGAGGAACUCACGGGGGUAGCGCCCCACGCGCAGAAGCUCAUCGGACUCCUGCCACGAGGCCGCCAGCCGCCUGACCACGCCGCGCUGGGGGAGCUGGGGGUGAAGAGCGGGCAGCGGUGCAUGCUCGUGGGCAUAGAGGCUGCGCGCGCUGCCCAGCUCGCUUCCGAGGAGGAGGAGCACCGUGCGCGCGCCGCCGCCGAAGCCGAGCGCGCCAAAGUGCUGGCGGAGGUCGAGGAGGCGCGGAGGGCCGAGGAGCAGCUCCGGUACGAGGCCGAGGAGGCGCAGAGACGGCAGGAGCGCAUCCGACGGCAGGAGCAGAGUGCCAUGGAGAGGGAGGAGAUGCGGCGACAGCAGGAGGAGAACCAGCGCCUGCGAAGAGAGGCCGAGAGCAGCCUCGAGAUCGGGAGGCUGCAGUGCUUUUCAUCGGCCGUCGGCGGCAAUCCCCGCCUGGAUCGCGGUGACAAAGUCGUGCUUCCGGCGGCUGUCCUUGAAGAAGCGGUGCACAAGGGGCUGCCCUUCCCGUACACCUUUCGCGUACGGAAGGUCGACGCAGAAUCACCGGCUGAUGCCGAUGCUUCCCCGAUCGCACAUUGCGGCGCCCUUGACUUCGAAGCCCCGGCCGGCAUGUGCUACCUGCCCGCCUCCAUCAUGGCCAAGCUUGCGCUGCAGGAGGGCGACCACGUGUCUUUGAAAUCCGUGCGCCUGCCCAAAGGGGAGUACGCCCAGCUGCAGCCGCAGUCGGCCUCGUGGAUCGACAUUCCCAUGGCCACCCGGGAGGCCAUAUUGGCCGAUCAGCUGCGCAACUAUCAGACCCUGACGGUGGGCGAUACGGUUCGCCUCUCUCACGGGAGCCAGGAUCACCGGUUCCACGUAACCAAAGUCCUGCCGGCACCUUCGCACGAGAUGCGAGAUGACUCCGCCGACGCGCAACUGGCGGUUCCAGCACCGGACUCCCUGAUCGGUGGCCCCUCUGCUGGGAUCUCGAUCAUCGACGCCGAUGUGGCUGUCGACGUCAUCGAGCCUCGCGAGGCCUACUCCCCCAUCGCCCCCGUCACAUUGGAUGGAUCGACCGCUGGCGAGCUGGGCCAGGGCGAAAGCGUGACUUAUCGAUUGCGUUUGGAUCGGCCACUCGAUGCCGGCCUUCUGAUCGAGGUGUCUCCGGUGGGCGUCGGGGACGUCGAUUUGUACGUCUCGCACACGCCCGAGAACAGGCGACCAACGCCCUUGGCCUAUACCUGGAAGGCGCAAACUCAGGGCGCAAAGCGUCUGCACAUCGAAGCGGCCGACCCGCAAUUGGCGCGAGCAGUGCAGGAGGGCUGGCUCUACAUCACCGUGUGCGCCUACGCGACGCCAUCCGGUGCAUCUGUGAGCUUUUCGCUCGAGUGCAAGCCAGGAGGUGGAGAGGGCCGACAGCUGGUGCUGGAGAGUCCAGACAAGCAGGCCGACGUCGUACACCGGCGGGAGGUGCCGGUGACAUCCUAUGGCUUGCACGAGAUGGCAUGCGCGCGAUACAGCUGGCGGUGCGAGGAGUGCGGGGCCGUUCUUCCCCUCGCGGAAAAGGACAAGCACCGGGCGGUGGCACACGUGGUGGUGCACCGGGAGUUUGAGUGCCCCAAGCGCAUGGUCGGAUGUCUUUACUGUUCGCUGGAGGUACCAUUCGACCAGCGCGGAGAGCACCAGGGCGUGUGCGGCAACCGAACCGUCACGUGCUCCCUCUGCCACACCCGCCACAAGCGAAACGGCAUCAAGAAACACCUGGUGGAGGAGCAUGGGGUAUACCCCCAGCACGCCAACACCGACUACUUUGCGGAGUAG